AUGGUCUCCGCAUCAAAGGCAGCGCGCCAAGCGAAGCGCGCAGCUGACGGCAAAGAUACAAAGAAGACCGUCGCCUCCAAAGCCAAGAGCGCCUCCGCCGUUGGAUCGUCUGUGGGCUCGGAAGCCUCCUCCGUUAAUGGCGACGAGUCGCCUCCCAUGAUGGACGGCGAUGAUGACCCCUUGUCCUCCUCCACCAAUGGCCUAAAUGACCGAGUCUCCAAGCUCGCACUCCAAGAAGACAAAGAUGGCAUUUCAGAUCGAGUGACCACCGGCGUUUUGGCCUCGCAAGAAGCCAGCACCGACGUCAAGAUCUCCUCUGCUUCCCUGGUGUUCCACGGCAAGGUGCUCUUCAAUGAUACCACCAUCGAAGUCAACGCGGGUCGAAGAUAUGGCCUGUUGGGCGAGAACGGCUGUGGCAAGUCGACGCUGCUCAAGGCCAUCGACAAGCGAGAAUUCCCCUUCCCCGAACACAUCGACAUUUAUUUGCUCAAUGAGGGCGCCGAGCCGUCAAAUACCGGUGCAUUGGAGUGGGUCGUCAACCAGGCCGAGAAUGAGAUGAAGAGGUUAGAAGAUAUGGCGGAGAGGAUCCUCGAGGACGAUGGACCAGACAGCCCCAAGCUCGUGGAUCUGUACGAUCGCAUAGACGGCAUGGACCCUUCCACUUUCCACACUCGCGCGUCCCUGAUUCUCACCGGUCUCGGAUUCAACAAGAAAACCAUGGACAAGAAGACCAAAGACAUGUCUGGAGGUUGGCGGAUGCGAGUAGCCUUGGCCAAGGCUCUCUUCGUUAAGCCUUCUCUGCUCCUCCUCGACGACCCGACGGCCCAUUUGGAUCUCGAGGCCUGUGUGUGGCUGGAGGAAUACCUCAAGAAAUGGGACCGCACCCUCAUCCUCGUCUCCCACUCCAUGGAUUUCCUGAACGGCGUCUGCACCAACAUGAUAGACAUGCGCAUGAAGCAGCUCCUCUACUACGGUGGAAACUACGACUCCUACGUGAAGACGCGCAGCGAGCACGAAGUCAACCAACAAAAGGCGUACGAAAAGCAACAGGACGAAAUCAAGCACAUCAAGGAGUUCAUCGCCAAAGCCGGAACGUACGCCAACCUGGUGCGCCAGGCAAAAUCCCGCCAGAAAAUCCUCGACAAAAUGGAAGCCGACGGCUUCAUCCAGCCCGUGCACCAAGACCGCGUCUUCACCUUCCGCUUCGCCAGCGUCGAGAAGCUGCCCCCGCCCGUCCUCUCCCUCGACAACGUCACCUUUUCCUACAGCGGCAAAAAGCCCGACAACCUCUACGAAAGCCUCGACUUCGGUGUCGACAUGGACUCCCGCACCGCCCUCGUCGGCCCCAACGGUGUCGGCAAAUCUACCCUCCUCCGCAUCUUCACCGGCAAGCUCUCCCCCACCGGCGGCUCCGUGCAGCGCCACACCCAUCUCAAGAUGGGCAUGUACAGCCAGCACUCCGCCGAGCAGCUCGAUCUCAACAAGUCCGCUCUCGACUUUGUUCGCGACAAGUACCCCGCCGUCAGCCAGGAUUACCAGUACUGGCGGCAGCAGCUUGGCCGCUACGGCCUGAGCGGUGAAGCUCAGACGGCGCUCAUGGGCACGUUGAGCGAGGGCCAAAAGUCAAGAAUCGUGUUUGCUUUGCUGGCCAUCGACGGCCCCAACAUGCUCUUGCUUGACGAGCCGACGAACGGCUUGGAUAUUCCCACCAUCGACUCGUUGGCCGACGCCAUUAAUGCUUUCCAGGGCGGUGUGGUGGUCGUGAGCCACGAUUUUAGAUUACUCGACAAAAUCGCAAAGGACAUCAUGGUGUGCGAGAACAAGACGGUGACGCGGUGGAAUGGAAGCAUCGGGGAGUACAAGAACCAUCUGAGGAAGAAGAUGCUGGCUGCUGGUGGCGUCUAA
Molecule: messenger RNA, 1905 nt
Organism: Neohortaea acidophila
Lineage: Eukaryota; Fungi; Ascomycota; Dothideomycetes; Mycosphaerellales; Teratosphaeriaceae
Product: ABC transporter domain-containing protein
Exons: 2
Coding region: 1-1905 (634 amino acids)
Molecular function (GO): ATP hydrolysis activity; ATP binding
Source: RefSeq, a predicted model, not a curated record